Lasiosphaeria miniovina is the source of this 150-nucleotide messenger RNA. RefSeq lists its product as uncharacterized. The coding region runs from base 1 to 150 and encodes 49 amino acids. NCBI's taxonomy places the organism in Eukaryota, Fungi, Ascomycota, Sordariomycetes, Sordariales, Lasiosphaeriaceae. The record is from RefSeq and is a predicted model, not a curated record. The transcript has 2 exons.
AUGGCGUUUGCCAAGUUACCCGAGUCUGCAUACGAUGGGUUCACCAGGCAAGACUACCUCUCCCUCCUGGACGACGUGAGGUUCAAAGCCCUGCGCUUUGCCAAGCUUAGCUCGACGACCCCGUUUAGCGACCUGCGCGCGCAGAGCUAG